This is a messenger RNA of Toxotes jaculatrix (banded archerfish), 2764 nucleotides long. RefSeq names its product E3 ubiquitin-protein ligase TRIM39-like. Gene Ontology annotation, molecular function: zinc ion binding; protein binding. The coding region runs from base 123 to 1952 and encodes 609 amino acids. The record is from RefSeq and is a predicted model, not a curated record. Lineage: Eukaryota; Metazoa; Chordata; Actinopteri; Toxotidae. The transcript has 2 exons.
GUGAGCUUUAGUUCGUUUUUCCAGAGGGAGGAGCUGGGAGCGAUGAAGUGUGUCCUUCCGAAGAAACGAAACUACACUUAAAGUCAAACUUUUUCACAAACAACACAGACUUCACUGCAGACAUGGCCUCAGCCAGCAGCCUCCCAUGUGAAGAACAGCUCCUGUGUUCUAUCUGCCUGUGUGUGUUCACGGAGCCUGUCACUACUCCAUGCGGGCACAACUACUGCAAGGCUUGUAUCAUAGGGUACUGGGCCAGCAGUGGCCUGACACAGUGCCCUCUCUGCAAGAAGAGGUUCCGCAGAAGACCACAGCUUCAGGUCAACACAGAGUUCAGAGAUAUGGUGGAGCAUUUCAACAACAUGAGGGUGAGAAGUGACGAUGAGACCCUUGCAAAACCAGGGGAGGUGCCCUGUGACAUCUGCCUCGGGCUGAAGCUCAAAGCCCAGAAGACGUGUCUGGUGUGUUUAGCCUCAUACUGCCAGCUUCACCUGGAGCCUCAUCAGAGAGUCAAAACCCUUAAGAAGCACAAGCUGACUGACCCUGUGUCAAACCUGGAGGACAGGGUGUGUAAGAGGCACGAUAAGAUGUUUGAGUUCUUUUGUCACUCAGACCAGACAUGCGUUUGUUUCAUGUGCUUGAAAGAUGACCAUAUGAUGCACGUAGCUGUCCCGUUAGAGCAUGUGUUCAGAGAGAGGAAAGCCCAGCUGGAGAAUGUGUCAUCAGAAAUGAAAAUGAUUGAAGACACUGUAGCCACAAGUAUUAAGGAAAUUAAAUACUCAAUUGAACAGAGCAAGAAAAAGUCAGAGAAAGAGAUAGCAGACAUUGAUGAGGUUUUUGCUGCUCUGGUGGCCUCUCUGAAAAGAAGACAGGCCGAGCUGGUUGAGGUGAUCCAGGAGAAGCAGAAAGCAGUACAGAAGCAGGCUGAAGACCGUGUGACACAACUGGAGCAAGAAGUCAAUGAGUUGAGGAGGAGGAGAUCCAGAAUUGAGCAGGUCUCACAAGCAGAGGACGACAUCCACCACCUGCAGAACUGGCCAUCCCUCUAUUUCUCUGCACUCAACACGGACCAGUUCCUCCCCGAGUCCUUCUCCUCCCCUCCAUUUGCACCAGAUCUCUCUGACAGCAGUCAACAGAAUUACGUGGAAAUGGUUAAAAAAGCAGUGGCUAAGACUGAAAAGACACUCAGUAAUGAGAUAGAGAUGCUUCUUCAUGGGGUAACGCCGUCUGAUGACUGUGAGAGCGCUAAACAGCCUGAUGCAGCAGAAAAACUGAUGACAGAUGUGUUUGUUAAAGAAGCGUGGAAUCCGCCUCGGGACAGGCUGAUGAUGAUCCAGCAGUGCGAUGCCAUGGAUGUGACUCUGGACUCCUACACAGCCAAUCACAGACUCGUGGUGUCUGAGGAUGGGAAGCAGCUCCGAUUUAAUCAAGGCCAGGUCUUGGUUAAUGCUUUGUUUGUGAGAAGAUUUACCUAUCAGCCUUUCAUCCUUGGAGAACAAGGCUUUUCCUCAGGCAGAUUCUACUAUGAGGUUCGGGUCAGUGGGAGUGCAGGCUGGGUCCUGGGAGUGGUCAAAGAGUCCAUAGACAAGGAAAUCUUUUGGCCUCCCACCCCCGAGAAGGGAGGCUGGACAUUUGGUAAAUUGCACGACGAAGAUCAAUAUUUUUUUGAAUCUGGUUCCCUGCUCUUGAGGCAAAGCCCCCAGACAGUUGGUGUGUUUGUGGAUUAUGAGAAGGGAGAGGUCUCCUUCUAUGAUGUAGACACCAGGACUCUGCUCUAUUCUUACACAGAAUGUAUCUUCACUGAGUCCACUCCAGUACUAAAGCUUUUGCUCUAUUCCCUGGCUGGCAUUCCCAGUCUCAUAAGCACUAGGCCAAAGCUUUACCCUUUUUUUGGUGUUUAUGGAGACGACCAGGACAGCGUACUUACCAUCACUCCUGUAGCUCCUGCACCGUAAUGUGCCACAUACAGAAUUUGAUGUGUAACUUUUACCGAAAGGUUUUCUCUCAUUUCACACUUCAGCUCUGUUUGUUAGUAAUGGGGAGUAUACACAUUAUUGGAUUUCACUGUUAAACACUGUAUACUUCCUGGAAUAGAGACCUGAUUACAACUAUGCUCAUCAGACAGCAGAAGUAAUGUGUAUAUAUGUUCUAUAUGUUGUUUUUGUGUUAACCAAACAAAGCAAGUAAGAUCACUAGUUUGACAGUUGGUGCUGAGGUUAAUUUCUAGUUGGUAGGAGGGAAACUGUAGAUCAGUCAUAUACACACAAGUUGCAAUACCCACAUUUGACCAGAAGGUGGCAGGAUUGUUUAACAAGUGUUCUGGUCCGUUUCUGAAAGAAGCAAUGAGGAAACGAGGACUGGACAGUGGGAUCAUGGAAACUCAAUUCCAUUUUAUAGUCACUUUCAAAAAAUACUUUUAGUAGUUUAAUAUUAGUAUCAUUAGUCGUGGUUUACAUAGUUGUUGACGUCUCUGAACAUCAACUUUUUUUCAUUAUCAAUAAUCAUGUUCAUAACGUAUUUCUUUGAAUUUUAGCAUACAGUUCUGGGCAGAUAAUAUUUUAGCUAAUAAUGCUAAUCAGGACACGGUACUUACAUGGACAUACUUUUAUGUUUUGAUCACUUCAGAGUCCAUAAUUGAUUUUAUGUUAUCCUUUUAUCCACCUGGCAUGAUUGGCCAAACCGCACCCGAUAAAUGAGCUUCAGGUGUUUGCUAUGUAUUAUGUGACUAAUGUGUUUUUUUUUCUGCUCAAUAAAACUGGAUUUCUUU